CAAAAUUCAGACAACAUUUGACUUUGGAAACCUCGGGACUUGUUUCAAGAUCCAUUAUUCAAGUUCUUACAUUCCUGGAACCUCGCUCUCUGUUUGCCUCUUCCAACCUUCUUUCCACGAUGCGUUUACACUGCCAACUCGCCACAACUUUAAGAACUUUUCUUUCUCUUUACUUUUGGAUCUCUCUUUUAGCUUUCCCUUUGCGUGCCAUCUAAAAAGAAUUUGAUUUUCAGUUUUCACGUUUUUUGCAUGAUCCUCUGUCUCUGGAGUUGCUUUCUCUUUCAUUUCCAAGGCGUUUGAUUGAACUCUUGAUCAUUUCAUUUUUUCUAUAGUUCUCUUUCAAUUCAGGGGUCCGCUCUUUAAUUUGUCCCUAAGUUGGGGGAUAUUAAAUUGAAGCUUGAAGGGCACCAAUCAAAUUGGUAAGUGAUAUGUCGAAUAUCAAGUUAGAUCAGGUUGUUUGCCAUGAGUCUGAGGAAUCAGAUUUAAGGUGUUGGAAUGGGAAAGUGACAUCAGAUGAAAAGGUUAAUAGAGUAUACGAGAUCCUAAAUAGUAUCCAUAAGCAAGGGCAGAGGUCAAUCAGUGGUAUCAAAGCAAAUGCUGAGUAUGGAACAUUGACUGAUAGGUUUUUUAAAGGGAAUAGAGCAGCACUUGGUGACAGUUUCAAUCUUCCAUUUGAUGGGGAUGAAAAACCUGCACAUAUAUUUGGAAGAAAAUCUGGACCUCUUCUGUCAGGAACAGCCUACUGCAUUUCUUCGUGCAGCAUGAUACUGUUGAAUAAAGUUGUCCUCUCAAGUUACAAUUUCAAUGCAGGAGUAUCAUUGAUUGUUUAUCAAAAUCUGAUAAGUUGUCUAGUUGUUGCCAUAUUGGGUCUCUGUAGAGCUGUUUCAGUUGAAAAGCUCAAUUGGAAGCUGAUCAAGGUUUGGAUCCCUGUGAAUAUAAUCUUUGUUGGCAUGCUUGUAUCAGGCAUGUAUAGUUUGAAAUACAUAAAUAUAGCAAUGGUGACCGUUCUGAAGAACAUGACAAAUAUUUUAACAGCAAUUGGAGAAUAUUAUGUUUUUCGAAAACGUCAAAAUCAGAAAGUGUGGACAGCUAUGUUUAUGAUGAUUAUCUCUGCUGUCAGUGGUGGUAUUACAGAUCUCUCAUUUGAUGCCACAGGAUAUACAUGGCAGAUUUUGAAUUGUAUCUUAACUGCUGGCUACUCGCUUACUCUGCGGCGUGUGAUGGACAAAGCUAAGCAGGCAACAAAAUCAGGAUCACUCAAUGAAGUGUCCAUGGUUUUGCUGAAUAAUUUGUUGUCUAUACCCUUUGCCAUCUUCUUGAUUUUCGUUUUGAACGAAUGGGAGUACGUAAUAAAUGUCAAUGUGAUUAAAUUGCCAAUGUUUUGGGUUUUUGCAACAGCUAGUGGAUUGCUUGGACUUGCCAUUAGCUUCACUUCCAUGUGGUUUUUGCAUCAAACUGGACCAACCACUUACAGCCUCGUAGGUUCCUUGAACAAGAUUCCUAUCUCUAUAGCCGGUAUCAUGUUGUUCAAAGUUCCACUAAGUGUACCAAACAUGUUCAGCAUACUUUUUGGUCUGUUUGCUGGAAUAUUCUUUGCCAAAGCCAAAAUGUCAUGAUCCAAGACCGAACCAUUUGCG
Molecule: messenger RNA, 1637 nt
Organism: Durio zibethinus
Lineage: Eukaryota; Viridiplantae; Streptophyta; Magnoliopsida; Malvales; Malvaceae
Product: GDP-mannose transporter GONST2-like
Source: RefSeq, a predicted model, not a curated record